This is a messenger RNA of Durio zibethinus, 1991 nucleotides long. RefSeq names its product UDP-glycosyltransferase 83A1-like. Gene Ontology annotation, molecular function: quercetin 3-O-glucosyltransferase activity; quercetin 7-O-glucosyltransferase activity. NCBI's taxonomy places the organism in Eukaryota, Viridiplantae, Streptophyta, Magnoliopsida, Malvales, Malvaceae. The record is from RefSeq and is a predicted model, not a curated record.
AAGUUGCCCUUUCCAUGGUCCCCAUGGUCUUCCUUCCUAGCAUUAAUUUAUAGAAGGAAACUCCUUUUUCAUUUAUUUGCACGUUGGAACUUUUACAUAAAGGGAUACGGCAAUUGGUCGAACACCUACAAAAUUCGGCGAAAACAGCCAAAACCAACCGCAAAAUUAAUAGUCAGAACAGUCCCAUAAAAUCAACUCAAUCAGAUAGCCAGCAGCCAAGAGGCCCAGGACUUCGCUUAGGGUUUAUGGUUGACAGAAAAGCAAUUGGCAUAUGUCCACCAUAGACAGAAGGAAAAAAAGAAUUAGAUAUACUCAACUAGAUUGUAGAAUCUCUAUAAAAAGAAGCAAGAGUUGGAUUUUACAAGGUAUAGACAAAAGAGAGAAAAAGAAAGGAAAAAAAAUGGGGAAUCCUCAUAUUUUGGUUAUACCUUAUCCAGCACAAGGCCAUAUCAUUCCUCUUAUGGAACUAUCACAAAAUUUGGCUAAACAUGGCUUCAAAGUCAGUUUUGUAAACACAGAGUUUAAUCACAAGAGAGUCAUGGAUGCAUUUGCCAAGAAAGUUGAUGCAGAUGAGGUAGUUCAAUUGGUUUCAAUCCCAGAUGGGAUGGAAGAUGGGGAGAGCAGGAAUCAACUAGGGAAGUUAACUGAAUCAAUUUGCCAAGUUAUGCCUAAAGAGCUGAAGAAGCUUAUAGAGAAGAUUAAUAGAUUAGAAGAUGGUGGGAUUACUUGUAUAUUAGCUGAUGUGAAUAUGGGAUGGGCAUUGGAAGUUGCAGCAGAGUUGGGAAUCCAUGGAGCUGCCUUCUGGCCUGCAUCAGCCCUUUUGUUGGCCUUGACUUUUAGUCUUCAAAAGCUAAUGGAUGACGGCCUUAUUGAUGUAAAUGGUACUCCAAUUGAUAAAGAUAAGCUGAUUCAAUUGUCACCAACCACACCUAGCAUGCACCCUAAAAAUUUCGUUUGGGCUUGCCUUGGUGACCUUUCCACACAGCAAGUAAUUUUUGACUAUAUGAGGAGAAACAACAAAGCUGCUAAAGAAGCAGAUUGGCUAAUUUGCAACUCCACUCGUGACCUGGAGCCUGGAACAUUUUCCAUGGCUCCAGAGAUCCUUCCCAUUGGCCCAGUUUCAGCUAGCAGUCAGCUUGGUGACAUAUCAGGAAGUUUAUGGCCAGAGGAUGCGACUUGUUUGCAAUGGCUUGAUCAACGACCACCAGGUUCAGUCAUAUAUGUUGCAUUUGGCAGCCUAACUAUUUUUGAUCAAAUCCAAUUCCAGGAGUUGGCUCUGGGGCUGGAACUCUCCAACAGACCAUUCCUUUGGGUCGUGAGACCAGAUACAAAUGAGGGAAAAGAUGAUUUUUACCCGCAAGGAUUUUGGAACAGAGUAGGCACCCGAGGACGGAUGGUUGGUUGGGCACCACAACGUGUGGUUCUGUCUCACCCUUCUGUUGCUUGUUUCUUAAGCCAUUGCGGAUGGAAUUCUACUAUUGAAGGUGCAAGCAAUGGGGUCCCUUUCUUGUGCUGGCCUUACUUUGCUGACCAGUUCCAUAAUGAGAGCUACAUUUGUGAUUUUUGGAAGGUUGGAUUGAAAUUUGAAAGAGAUGAAAGAGGGAUCAUCACACGAGAAGAGAUUAAGACCAAGGUUGAACAAUUACUUGGUGAUAACAAUUUCAAAGGAAGGGCUCUUGAACUAAAGGAAAUGGCUAUGAUAAGUGUCAAUGAAGGAGGUAGCUCUAACCAGACAUUCAAGAAUUUCACUGAAUGGAUGAAAUCAUAGAUAGGUUCUUUUCUUUUAUGUUGGACUCAGUUUGAGGUUUAUUUUUUCUUUUGCCAAAAGAUUUAUGAAAAUUUGGAAAUAAACCAAGACAGGAUUUCCUAUGCAAACAAAAAUGGUUAAUCAUGGGUGACGGAUUUAGAAUUUUUGGUCAGGAUUCCUGCUUAGAAUACCUAUAAAAAAAUUGUAAACAAAAAUUUUAAAAAAUAUAUUAUUAUAUUAUUAU